GGCACCGUGUGAGAGUCCUAUCCCAGCCACCCGGCGCCCCCUCCCACGGCCAGGCGGGGAGGGGGGCGCCGGGGGCCAUGCGGGGCCAGGGCCGAAAGGAGAGUUUGUCCGAUUCCCGAGACCUAGAUGGGUCCUACGACCAGCUCACUGGCCACCCUCCAGGGCCCACUAAAAAAGCGCUGAAGCAGCGGUUCCUCAAGCUGCUGCCGUGCUGCGGGCCCCAAGCCCUGCCCUCAGUCAGUGAAAUUCGCCGGGUCUUCCGCUUUCUCGGUGACAGUUCGCUCCCUUCAGAAUUAGCCGCCCCAGCCUCCCUUCGCCCCCACAGACCCCGCCCGCUGGACCCAGACAGCGUGGAGGAUGAGUUUGAACUGUCCACCGUGUGUCACCGGCCCGAAGGUCUGGAGCAGUUACAGGAGCAAACCAAGUUCACUCGCAAGGAGUUGCAAGUCCUGUACCGAGGCUUUAAGAACGAAUGUCCCAGCGGAAUUGUCAGUGAGGAGAACUUCAAGCAGAUUUACUCCCAGUUCUUUCCUCAAGGAGACUCCAGCACGUAUGCCACUUUUCUCUUCAAUGCAUUUGAUACCAACCAUGAUGGCUCUGUCAGUUUUGAGGAUUUUGUGGCUGGUUUGUCGGUUAUUCUUCGGGGAACCAUAGAUGACAGGCUGAAUUGGGCUUUCAAUCUGUAUGACCUCAACAAGGACGGCUGUAUCACCAAGGAGGAAAUGCUUGACAUCAUGAAGUCCAUCUAUGACAUGAUGGGCAAAUACACUUACCCUGCACUCCGAGAGGAGGCCCCAAGGGAACAUGUGGAAAACUUCUUCCAGAAGAUGGACAGAAACAAGGAUGGUGUAGUCACCAUUGAGGAAUUCAUUGAAUCUUGUCAAAAGGAUGAAAACAUCAUGAGAUCCAUGCAGCUCUUUGACAAUGUCAUCUAGCUCCCCAGGAGAGGGGGUCAGUGUGUUUUGGGGGGAAACAUGUCCUAGCCCUAGUUCAGGGAGAUCUUAUCUUCUCUUUCCAGGUCUGUCCUCAUUCUGACUCUACUCUGGGGACACUAGGGAUCCAAGAGCCGAGGGAUUCAGUAGUCCAGAUCCCUGGAGCUGAAGAAGCUAGAGAGUGGGAGAGUGGAUUUAGGGGGUGUUCCCAACUCCCAAGAGCUCUCACUCCCUUCCUGUCUCAUACACAAUGCUGAGGGUCCCCUUGCUGUAGGAAUUAAAUGGUUCCCUACCUCCCACCUCCACUCUAGAAACCACAACCCUAGACAAAAUGUCUCCUGCUAUGGUGCUUCCCAUUCUUGAUCUCAUAAACAUUCCCUCUAAAACUCCCUUCUCAAAGAGGAUGUUCUGUCCUUUGCAUUGGCUGGCUUUUCAGAUCAGCCUUUGAGAGCCCUGUGGUAGGGAAACAAGAAUAUGGAGGGAGAAAUCUUGGGCUGAAGUCAAUGAUUAUUAGGUCCUAGAAAGUGGCUGAGAUAGAGAACAGAAAGAAAGGCCUGGGGAGAUUAUGAAAGUUCAGGCAUGCCAGGCUAUAGCUCCAAGUUCCACAGGUCUCCUACCCCAGGCCAUCAAAAUAUGAGUUUCCUUGGAAAUGCCCUAGAAAUUUUCUAUACCCAUCUCAAUUUCCUAGGAGAGCCUGAGCUCCAGAUAUCUGGCUCAUCCCUGGAAUAGUUUCUUCCUCUUCCCUCCUUCCUGCAUGUGUUGGUGGCACAGUGGCCACAAAUAUGGGUAGAAGAUGACCUGGCUGAUAACUGCUAAUGUUUCAAACUACCCUCCCUGCUCAUCACCUGUUUUGAUGGCUAUGAUUUGAGUUUUCAUUUGCUAUGUUCUCUAGACUUAGAAACAUGAAAUGAUUUAGACAUCUUCCUGAACUUGGGUCCUAUCAAUCUCCUUAGCAGAUGCCUUAGAACAGCAGUUCUCAACCUGUGGGUCACGACCCACAGGAACUGUAUU
Molecule: messenger RNA, 1943 nt
Organism: Otolemur garnettii (small-eared galago)
Lineage: Eukaryota; Metazoa; Chordata; Mammalia; Primates; Galagidae
Gene: KCNIP2
Product: potassium voltage-gated channel interacting protein 2
Exons: 10
Coding region: 78-935 (285 amino acids)
Biological process (GO): regulation of potassium ion transmembrane transport
Cellular component (GO): voltage-gated potassium channel complex
Molecular function (GO): potassium channel regulator activity; calcium ion binding
Source: RefSeq, a predicted model, not a curated record